This is a messenger RNA of Medioppia subpectinata, 1044 nucleotides long. The record is from the annotation of a GenBank genome assembly. NCBI's taxonomy places the organism in Eukaryota, Metazoa, Arthropoda, Arachnida, Sarcoptiformes, Oppiidae.
AUAUAUGUGUUGUUGGAAGCAAGCAUAGCAUUGAAAAUGCUUGAAACAUCAAUACUGGAAAAUAUUUUAAAAGAGUUAAGGAAUUCCAAAUUACCUGAUAAAUCUAUAGUUCUCCAAAUUUUAGAUGAUAUAGCGUAUGUUUUAUCCAUGGAAUGUACCAUGAUAGAUAUUUUCGGUCCUACAAAUGUGAUCGGUGAUAUUCAUGGCCAAUUUUAUGACUUAGUUUCAAUACUAGAUGGUCUAGAUUCAGGUUAUAAUAUGGUAUUUCUUGGAGAUUAUGUCGACAGAGGAUAUAAUUCCAUAGAGCUAAUAGCUUUGCACACUAGAAAUGACCAUGGUACUAAUUCUAAGGAUGGCAGAGACUUUAUUUUACUGCGUGGAAAUCAUGAAUCACGAGCUCAGACGGAAGUAUAUGGGUUUAAGAUAGAGGUUCUUAUAAAAUACGAUCUAUACGUCUACCUGAAAAUCUGUGACAUAUUUAAUUUACUUCCAAUAGCCGUUCGAGUAAAUAAUAAAUACUUCUGUAUUCAUGGUGGAAUUAUUCCAGAGCUAACAGUUGAAGAGCUUAACAAUACUAAUCGUAUGCAAGAAUACUCUGGGAUUACUGAUGCAUUGUGGAGUGAUCCAUCAGAAAAUAUCGAAUAUUUUUCAAAGAGUACCAGAGGUGCUGGAUUUCUAUUUGGUAAGAAAGCACUCUGUGAUUUUUUAGAUGUUUCUGGCUGUGAAUACCUGAUAAGAAGCCAUCAGUUGAAAAAACAUUUCUGCAAGAAAUGCAAUUCCCAUAUGGCAAGCAAAGUGGCUAUUUACAAAAAAGGAAAGGAUAAUCCUCAAAGACAGGGUAAUAGAAGAUAUGCCAUUAAACAGGCUGGUUUUGGUGGACAGACCAAACCUAUUCUUAGAAGAAAAGCAAAAAAUACUAAAAAGCCAGUUCUUAAACUUAAAUGCUCGAAGUGUAAUGGUAUGACAUUGAAAGUGCUUAAAAGAGCCAAACAAACAAUUAUAUCUAACGAAAAGAAGGUUAAGGGGGCUGCAUUGACUUAUUAA